This is a messenger RNA of Diatraea saccharalis (sugarcane borer), 360 nucleotides long. The record is from the annotation of a GenBank genome assembly. NCBI's taxonomy places the organism in Eukaryota, Metazoa, Arthropoda, Insecta, Lepidoptera, Crambidae.
AUGGAGCGUGGAGGUGGGCGCGUGCGGCAGCGCAGCGCUGUGCGCGGCGGCGAGCGCGCUGUCGCUGACGCCGCGGCUGCUGGACCGCGUCGCGCCGCCGCAGCGCUUCCGCCGCGGGUACAGCGGCGCCUUCAGUUCUGGGUGUUCGGCGAGUGGCGCGAGGUGGCGGUGGACGACCGCCUGCCCACGCGCGGCGGCCGCCCGCUGUACAGCCGCGGCGCGCUGCCCGGCGACUUCACGCUGCCGCUGCUCGAGAAGGCGUACGCCAAACAAGUAUGUGUAGACGUGUUUCUACGCAGACCGUUUUGUAACUUUGGCGGUGAUUUUGUAUUAUCUUCUGUAUUAUGGGGAGCAUACUAG